Messenger RNA from Rotaria sordida, 5697 nucleotides. The record is from the annotation of a GenBank genome assembly. NCBI's taxonomy places the organism in Eukaryota, Metazoa, Rotifera, Eurotatoria, Philodinida, Philodinidae.
AUGGCUUGCGCUACAUUAUUUGAACCUAUAGCCAUAAUUGGGAUAUCUUGUGAAUUCGCUGGUGGUAUCCAUAUGCCCAUUGAUUUGUGGCAGGCACUUGAGGAAAGUCGUGAUCUAGGCAGUGAAAUACCUGUUGAACGAACCGAUCUCUUGUCGUAUUGUGCUGAUACGCUCAAUCGGGAUAAUGGUGAAUUCAAACGAAAACUCAUACGUCGUGGUUAUUUUUUGCCAACAUCAGUGCUUGACACCUUUGAUGCAGGUUAUUUCAAUCUCUCAGAUGGAGAAGCAGUUACGAUUGAUCCGUGUCAUCGUCUUCUCAUGAUGAAAUUCGUUCAUUUGAUUGAAGAUGCUGGCUAUACUUUAGAAAAAAUACGCGGAUCACGUACUUCGGUACAUAUUGGUCAAUUCUCAAAUGAUCAUGCAUUGGGAUCACUUCGGCUUAAACCAGAACAUCGAACACGAUUUCUCGGUCCACACAUACUGCUUUACAAUGCAUCAGCUCGAUUGUCAUACCAUUUUGAUCUACAUGGGCCUAAUGUAUCUCUGGAUACUGCUUGUUCAUCAGGACUUCAGGCCGUUCAUCUCGGUGUACAAGCAUUGCGUACAGAUGAAGCAGACAUGGCCGUUUGUGGUGGUGUUAAUGCCAUUUUCACACCUGAGCAUCUGCUCAAUUUUUCAACUGUCGGUGCUGUUGCUGUUGAUGGACGAAGUCAAUCAUUUAGUAUCGACGCCAAUGGUUACGCGAAAGGCGAGGGCCUAGGUAUGGUUCUUCUCAAACGAUUAAGUGAUGCUGAACGAGAUGAUGAUAGAAUUUACUGUAUACUACACGAUGUUUUGAGCAAUCAUGAUGGUUCUGAAGGUAAAAGCGGUUAUAUGGUACCAGCGACCGCCGGACAAGCACGUCUCCUAGGCGAAAUUUAUGCUAGAACACAUUACGAUCGAAAUCGUAUUUUCUACGUUGAAGCGCAUGGAACAGGAACACAAGUGGGUGAUCCAACAGAAGCUAAUACUAUCGGUGAAUUCUUUCAACGGUCGCCUUUCGAUCCUCCAUUAUUAAUUGGAUCCGUUAAGAGCAAUAUCGGGCAUACAGAAGGAGUAGCUGGUAUCGCGUCUCUUAUUAAAACGGUCAUGUGUAUGAAACAUAGGACGAUUCCACCAAAUAUGCAUUUCAAAGCUUAUAAUCCAAAAAUUGAAGCAGAUCGGUUCAACUUGCAUGUGGUCCAGACAAUGACUGCAUUUCCUCCAAUCAAUAAAGACGGUGAAAAAGAACAUCCAGUAGCUAUCGGUAUUAGCUCAUUCGGUAUUGGAGGCAGUAAUGCUCAUGCUAUCGUUGAAGAGUAUCAUCCAAAAGAGAGAUCGAUCAAUACAAAUGGUCAUGUUGAAGGAGGACUGUUACAGCAACAUGGUCUUUUUAUCUUUUCGACAAAGAAUGGUGAUUCACUUUACAAACAAGUAGUAUCAUUCAACGAAUGGUUAAAACAAAUAGAACCUCAAGAUGAUGAACGUUCUUUUCUUGCACGUAUCUCUCAACAAUUACUGCUCAAACGCACUAUUAGUCACGAGCACUUGGCCAUUUUUGUUUCAGCCAAUCGUGCUCAAUUGCAACAACAGCUUGAUCUUUUUCUUCAAAAACAAUCAACACCAGGACUAUUAGUCACUAAACGUAUUUUGUCAAAUUACCCUCGCAUAUGUUUUGUUUUUAGUGGUCAAGGUCCUCAAUGGUGGGCCAUGGGUCGAGAACUCUACUCAUCUGAACCUAUUUUUCGUCAAUGGAUCCAACGAAUCAAUGAAGAACUCAUAAAAAUCAAUGGUGGAGAAUUCAAUUUACUGAGCGAAAUGAUUGAAAAGACUGAGAAAGAAUCACGUGUUAAUGACACUAACAUCGCACAACCGGCCUUAUUUGCUAUUCAAGUGGCACUUGCAGCACUUCUUGUUUCGUGGCAGAUCUCUCCUAGUGCAAUCGUAUCUCAUAGUGCAGGAGAACAAGCAGCCGCUUUUAUCUCUGGACGAGUUUCAUUGAAUGAAGCAGUUCGUAUUGUUUAUAAUCGAUCGCGUCUUCAACAUCGAAAUACUCGUCAAGGUGGCCGAAUGUUGGCUGUUGCUAUGAAUGAACAAGAGGUACGAGAUUCAUUGCUCAAAGGAAUCGAACACCUGGUGUGUAUUGCCGGUGUCAAUAGUCCACGUUCCGUGACACUUAGUGGUGAUGAAAAAACUAUCGAUGAAAUCGAAGGCAUUCUUACAACAUUGUAUCCGACAGUGUUCAAAGCUCGAUUACGUAUCGAGAACGCAUUUCAUUCUCAUCAGAUGGAUCGCUUUGGCAUUAGAGAAGAGAUACUUUCAACACUUGAGGACAUUCGAGGUCUUCCUCUUGAGAAUAAACAAGAAAUGUUUGAUGUUCGUUGUGCACUAGUUCCACUUUAUUCACCUGUUACUGGAGGUCGAAUAGACGAUAAAACACCGCUUGAUGCUCGUCAUUGUUGGUCAAACAUUCGCCAAUGUGUUCGAUUUGGUGAUGCUAUUCAAGCAAUUAUUCAAGAUGGAGUCGUCGAUGCUUUUCUCGAAUUAUCACCUCAUCCUGCUUUGGCCACAUCAAUACAUGAAUGCUGCGAGAAGAUAUCCACCACUCAACCAGUCAUUUUGCCUACUCUUAAACGAAAGGAGGACGAACAGAAAACACUAUUGACAAGUAUUGCACAACUCUCAUAUUCGCUCGAUGUCUGGAAACAUUUUCUUGCAUCUCGAUGUGUUCAACCAAGUAAAGAUCUGGAACAUUUAUUUGACAAUUUUCCAUUAUAUGCAUUCAACUUAACUCCUUGUUGGUAUGAAUCAAAAGAAUCUGCAAUAGAGCGUCUCGCAUAUCGUCUACCUCUCCAUCCACUACUGGGUGUUCGUCAGUGGACUCAACACACAUCGGCAAUAUGGAAAAGUUUGAUCAAUCUCAAUCUACCUGAACAUGCCUAUUUAUCUCAGCACAAAAUGCAGGAUGCCAUUCUUCUUCCAGCUGCUGGAUUUCUUGAGAUGGCACUAGCCGCUUGUCGUCAGCUCUUGCCAGUAGCUAAUAAUGACGAGACGCUACCACCGAUCGCUUUUGAGCAGGUUGAAUUUAUCAAAGCUCUUGUUCUUACCGAACAUGAAUUGACUGAAGUUAUCACACAAAUUGUGAUGCCAAUGCGUGAAUGGUUGAUUUACAGUCGACCAUGGUCGGCAGCUGGGCAAGAUUGUCGACGAUCUUCUGGUAUGGCUUGCAAUGAUUUUAUUGAUUCUUUCGUUGAUCUUCAAACAUUGAAUGCAUAUUCUCUGCGUCAAUUUACUCUGCAUGCACGAGGUUGCAUUGAUAUUGGUCCUCAUUUGAACAUUCAUGCCUCGUCAGCCUAUCGAUUCAGUAAAGAAGAUACAGCAAAUUGGUAUGAUCUGAAUGUUCCUAAUCUCUAUUCCCAUUUAUCCACAAGAGGAUAUCAAUAUGGUCCAAACUUUAGAAUAACAACUUCAAUCAAAACCACAAAUUCAGAAGUAACUGGCCGAGUUACUCCAACUAAUAAUGAACAAAACGAUGUACACGAAUCUCAUGAUAUCAUCUUUGUGGCCAGUGUACUCCAAAUAACAAAUGAUAUUAAUCAUUCACUUAAUUCACUUCGUCGUCUUUUGGUGCCAGGUGGUCUUCUUCUCGUCAUUGAAUUAACAUUAGCUCAUUCCUACUUCGAUCUUAUAUUUGGUUUAUUUCCUUAUUGGUGGCGUGAUGGUCAUAGUCGUGCUCCACUGACUAUUGAUCAAUGGAGACAAGCAUUCGAGUCAAUAGGUGGAUUUGAACCGAUGGUAGUAUCAGCAAAGACGAAUGCAUUUGGAGAUUCACUCAUGAUUGUGCGAAAAUCAACAGCAAGAUCCAUUCUCAUUCGCCUUUCCGAAUGGCAGGAUCAAGCUUGGCUCUUAUUUGCUGACCGUGCACACAAUCUGUCACAUGCACUUGUACCCCAUUUACCAAGUUCUAACAUUGAAAUUCUACUAGACACUGUUACUAUUGAUCAUAUUUCUUCAACGAUUGAUAUCAUGUUGAAACAACAUAAACAAUUGCAUAUCGUAUUUGCGUGGCCACUCGGCAUAUUGCAACUUGAUCGGAAUAACAAUGAAACAACAUUCGAAUCGCAUGUAGAGCAUUUAUGUUACAAAUUUGUUUACAUUCUGCAAUCUGUUCAAAAAUAUCAUCGACAGAAUAAUUCAUUUCCAUACGUUUUUAUUCUUACACAAAACUCUCAGCCAAUGCAUGGAAAGAGUGAAUUCAAUCCUACAAUAGCACCACUCAUUGGACUUGCACGUAGUUUAAGCGUCGAAUGUCCACGUCAUCAUAUUAAACUCAUUGACUUACAACCAACAGCAGACAUAUUUGCAGAGUCAUCCUAUUCCGAUAUUCUCAUAGAGCAUAUGCUCCACUCACGGGAAGCCAAUAAUCUUGAUGAAGUCGUUCUUUCUCUUGAGGCAGACAGUCGUAUUCAAUGCUUUCAGUGGCAUUAUGAUUGGUUGCAAUCGAAAGAACAGCAGGAAUUAUCAUCAAAAUUGGAAAGAACAAUCGUACCUAAAAACGACGCUGACAAGGUUCCAUUUCGGCUUCAAGUUGCACCAUCGCGUUUUGUAGCUGACCUUGCUUGGAUGAGAGAUCCAAUACCAAUCAACAAUCUAUUACCUGGUCAAAUCCAAGUUCGUAUUCACUGCACUAGUCUUAAUUUCAGAGAUGUCUUGAAAAUACGUGGUCUGUACCCUCAUACACGAGUAUUUGGUCAACGAGAUUGUGACGAACCUUUGGUCGAUCGUGAUACUACUCCUGGAACUGAUUUUAUGGGUACUAUCAUUCUUUCCCAUUCUAAGAAUCUGAAGAUUGGAGAUCGUGUCAUUGGCCUUUGUCCGUCAGGUACUUUCCAUUCCCAUAUUAUUCUCGAUACCUCAGUUGUUUCACGUGUGCCCGACGAAUGUUUGAUGUCAGACGAACAAUUGGCUGCUCUGCCUACUGCAUUUUUAACAGCACUCCUCUCCUUAAAACAUCGUAUUAGACUUAAGCAUGGCCAGACCGUUCUUAUUCACGCUGCGACGGGUGCCACUGGUCAAGCUUGCAUUCAGUAUUGCCAAGCAGUUGGUGCUCGAGUUAUUGCUACUGCAGGUAGUGAUGCCAAGCGAUGUUUUCUACGAAAGCACUAUGGAAUUAAACAUGUAUUCAACAGUCGUGAUUUGUCGUUUGUCACUGAGAUACAUUCUCGUUUUCCAAAUGGUGUUAAUGUCAUUGUUAAUUCUCUUUCAGGUCCACUUCUUCAAGAAUCAUUCAAACUACUUGCUUCCCAUGGUCAUUUUAUUGAACUUGGCAAACGAGACGUAUAUGCAAGGACUAGUCUACCAAUUUUUGAUUUGCGGCAAGAUUGUAAUUUUCAUGUCAUUGAUCUAGCAUUACACGCCAUUGAUGAACCGCACACCGUUCGUGAAAUGAUCGACGAUGUUUUUGACUAUUUUCGAAGAGGUCUAUUCAAACCAUUCGAACCUAUGACUAUUUUUGAGCCGUCUAAAGUAAUUGAUGCAUUUACACAGUGCAGUCUUGGUGUAUCUAUGGGAAAAGUGGUAGUUCGUAUGACGAGUUCUGAACAACCCCUCUCACUCAAAGAAAGUGACAUGAACACGGAGAUCAGUGAAAAUUCAAGUGAAAGUAUAUUAAAUUGUUAA